UGUUUGGAUGCACAUAUAUGGCCAGGUGCCUCCACCUUUGUAUGCAUUUUGCAGUGCUUCUCACUCCAAGGCACGUUGUCUAUACAACAGGGAUUCAUGCCUUUUACCUACAUUGCGAUGGUGCCCACGCUGGUUCAAUCAGCGCAACAGGUGGAUCCGGCGACGCCACCCGCAGAAAACAUCGGGGCGAUGCGUGUCUCCGAACGAAACCCGGGAGACGUGUGGAGACGAGACGGCACGAACACAGCACGAGAAAAACCGGCCUAAAGAAGAAAAAAAGAAACUAAUCACCCAAGUCCAUUGACUUAUUGAACAUGGACAGCUGGAAACGGUGAAUGACUGGGGAAACACCAAUUUCGUGCUAGUUCCAUUUGGACCAUUUCUCAGGCUGCACGGGUCCCAGUCGCAGCCUGCUGUAUGGGCCAAUUGAGCACUAACAUCGACCAAGUUCUUGUCCAAGCAUUUUCGGCCGAGAAAAGAUGGAAACAUUGGAACCUAAACAUUGGCCAAUUCAACACCAACAUAGACCAGCCUUAAUUGAAGCUAUGCACGAACUCAGCCUAACACGGACCACGCCGGUAGGAGUCUUCCAACCCCAGUUGAGGCUGAUUAACAUGGACCGCGUUGCAUACCGUUUGGCGGGUCGCGCAUUUGGCCUAUGUUAGUCCCCAGGAAAUGGGCGCUCCCAAAUCCAGACUCACAUGAGACGCGACACAUAUGUUAUUUUUGUUAUAUCGUCAUUUCAAAUAAAUAGGAACGACCUGGAACGACAGACUUCAGGUGCUUGCCUUGAAACACGCCACUUGGGACUCGGUUGGACGUGCUCGUUUGUGGUCAGUUGUUUGCGUGACUCGUUGACACAUUCAACAUGAGGUGAGCAUGGCCAGGGAGUGCUUCUCCCUCUCUUGCAGUUUUACCAAAACAUUUUGUGCAUCUACCGCCAUCAGCAAACCUAGAAGUUGUCUACCUGGGCUUGUGCUUGACAUACCUUCCAACAUCUGCUAGCCUUGAUUGUCGAGUCAGAGUCCAUUGGAGCUGAAUGUGUUUGCAAGUCUCAGCCGCUACAGAUUUGCAUCGUUAGUGCUGAUUAAGGUCCAUGAUUUGUUGCAUCUACGUCCAUGAAUAGUGCUGAAUGUGUAGUUCCAAGCCAUUCUGCAUAGUCCAUCACUCAAAAACAGAUCCCUUGUCCAUCACAGCGGGAGUCCAUCGCAUCAGAUUUGUGGGACAUGGCACCAAGCUCAGCCGACCUCCUCAGAGCCGCCAGUGCGAGACCAAGGCCCAGUCUACAGCGCCCCAGCUACUUCUUCGAAGGCCUGCGAGCACAAGCAUUUUGGCCCCGUGAGAGCUUCCCAAAGGUGGUCGCGUUGCUGGAGGCCUGUGCCAGUGAGCUCUCCGAAGAGGUUCAAUCCCUUCUGGAGGACGCGUUGUCCUCCGAGAGCGGUGAGGAGCCACCAAGGACCAAAAGGCGUCGAGGAAUAGAAGGCGCUGAGGGACGACCGGAUGACAGGCUGGAGAGGAACAAAAACAUCUGCAGUCGCACAGAGGUGACCCCCAGGUCGUCGCCCUGGCAACCGCAAGGUGAAGGCCUUCAUGAAGGUGUGUGGUUGAAGCUGGAACUUUGGGCGAGAGGAGGCCCUUUGGCUUCUGGCAAGGCGGCUCCCAAGACUCGUGCAGCGGUGGCUGCUUGCAUGAGCACUGGUGAGGCCAUGGCGGUGCCGCCGGGCCGUGCCGCGCUCUCCUACAUGAUGUGUGGAGCGCACGUGAAGCCGCAUUGCGGGCCGACGAAUCAUCGUUUGAGACUGCACUUGCCCCUCUUGCUGCCUUCGCCACAGAUGACUGGCCUGACGGUCGCGGGCGAGGCACGCGCAUGGGACCUACACAGAUGCCUCAUCUUUGAUGACAGCUUCGAGCACGAGGUCCAGCUGCCACCCUUGAGCCGUGAGGCGUGGGGGGACUCUCCGGUGUCCCAAAUGAGAACACCAGAGACGGAGGACGCUUUGUCGGAUGCCCGAGUUGUGCUGCUCUUGGACCUCUGGCAUCCAGAUGCAGGCGGCCACUGGCAGACCAAGCACCCAGACAGCGCGACAAAAGAAGAGGCUGCAAAGGCUUCUUGCGGGAGCAAGCUACACAAGCUGUGCCAGAAAGAGAGAAAUGCUCCCGAAAGCAUGCGUACACGGUGUGAAGUUUGAUCGCAUUUGAUGCGCGGGAAAGGACGGAGGAACAUCAGUUGAUCGUACCUGAAGCGGGUCAUUUUGGACAUGCUGUCUCCGGGGCCCCUGGUGUGGUUUUAGACCAAUCCCAAGAAUUUGUCACGGUAAACUGCACGGGCUUGAAUUUCUGCCCAGUGGAUCCCAAUGGUUGCUUCUCAUGGAACCCCCCUACCCAUGAGUUAAACCCAACCCG
Molecule: messenger RNA, 2403 nt
Organism: Durusdinium trenchii
Lineage: Eukaryota; Dinophyceae; Suessiales; Symbiodiniaceae
Source: the annotation of a GenBank genome assembly